Hippopotamus amphibius kiboko is the source of this 636-nucleotide messenger RNA. Its product is annotated as cytochrome P450 2C55-like. The coding region runs from base 1 to 636 and encodes 211 amino acids. NCBI's taxonomy places the organism in Eukaryota, Metazoa, Chordata, Mammalia, Artiodactyla, Hippopotamidae. Gene Ontology annotation, cellular component: cytoplasm; intracellular membrane-bounded organelle. The transcript has 4 exons. Gene Ontology annotation, biological process: xenobiotic metabolic process. Gene Ontology annotation, molecular function: iron ion binding; oxidoreductase activity, acting on paired donors, with incorporation or reduction of molecular oxygen, reduced flavin or flavoprotein as one donor, and incorporation of one atom of oxygen; heme binding. The record is from RefSeq and is a predicted model, not a curated record.
AUGGAUCUGGUUGUGGUCCUGGUGCUCUGUCUCUCCUGUCUGCUUCUCCUCUCACUCUGGAAACAGAGCUCUGGGAAAGGGAAGCUCCCACCUGGCCCCGCUCCUCUCCCAAUUCUUGAAAAUAUCCUACAAUUAGAUGUUAGGAACAUUGGCAAAUCCUUAAGCAGUUUAAGUAGGUUUUAUCUCUCAAAAGCCUGUGGCCCUGUGUUCACUCUGUAUUUUGGCAUGAAGCCCACAGUGGUGUUGUGUGAACAUGAAGCAGUGAAGAAAGCUCUGACUGAUCUGGGAGAGAAGUUUUCUGGAAGAGGCAGUUACCCAGCACUUCAAAGAAUUAGUAAAGGACUUGGAAUCAUUUUCAGCAAUGGAAAGAGAUGGAAGGAGACCCAGAGCUUCACCUUCAUGACCCUGAGGAGUUUGGGGAUGGAGAAGAAGAGCAUUGAGGACCACGUUCAAGAGGAAGCCUGCUGCCUUGUGGAGGAGUUGACAAAAAUCAAUGCUAAGGUCCAAGAAGUGAUUGACCACAUGAUUGGCAGACAAUGGAGUCCCUGCAUGCAUGUCAGGAUCUGCAUCCGUGCGUGGUCCACGAGAUCCAGAGAUACAUUGACUUCCUCCCCAACAACGUACCUCAUGCGGUGA